GUUUUUUCUCCUCCGAGUACUGAGUAUUGUAAUGGUCUUGGGGGGGCGGUAUUAUGAUACCGCUCAGCAAGCUACAUGUACCGUAGAAGGUUGCCAUCCACCUUCUUUGCAGCGAAUUUCAUCUAAGCCCAUACUGAAAGUGUACCAGUAACCAGCAAAUAAUCCAAGUAACCUUCAUAUCCUUGGUUUUAUUCCAAACUCCCAAACACACACAAACCUAGCUAGUCUACUGUGGUGAAUCAGCACAACUGUGCCUAGUAGAGGCCUUGUCUGCUUCCAUUCCAGGUUAUGCAUAGUAUUAAUACCUGGUUCCCCAUCCAGUUUUCCCAUAAAGAUACAGUAGUACUCAGUACUGAGUACGAGUGCGCACGCUCGACCUUAGUGGGCCGUUCCCUGCAUGUCUCGGUGAGACUACAUGGGUACCGAGUACCGGUAGCCUUCUCAAAGCUCCGAGGUGAAGCAAGAGCUACAGUGUAGCAAGUUGCGACCACUUCGCAUGCAGCUGCAGCGAGCGCCUCAGAGGGAUUUCUGGGAUUGAAAGCCCCAUUAUCUUUCGCCCCCUCGAGCUCAAUCUAACUAUUACGACUCCGGAGUAGCUAGUAACCGCAUUCACCGGUUGCUCGGAUCCCUGUUAUUUCAACCUGCUGCCUGCCACCCAGCACCCUGCCACCUUACCCCAACUUGGAUUGUUCGAGCUUCAUUCAGUGCUGCCGCAUAUUCCUCUUUCCUCCUCUCUUCUUCUCUCUUCUCCUCUCUUCUCAUUCGAUUGCUGCCGACUCGACUCGACCGACGAUAGCAGAGAAUGGUGUUGACGACGAGUGGUUUCCCAAGCAUCAUUGGAGCGAGAGGUUUCGAUGCAAGAACGGCAAGAAAUGCCACGCUACUCUUUGGCGGAGCCUUGCUGUUGGAAGGAGCGUUCCAGUAUGCCAUGAGAGCAAAGCUUUCCUUCUUGCAAUCCAAGAAUCCGCUAGAAGAGUCUCUCAAGGUAGCCAAUGUCCAAUCCUUGUCCAAGCGACAAGAGCUUUGGGAACGCACGAUGCAAGCCGUGUCCACGAAUUCUUCUGUUGUUGGAUAUUUUGAGGACUGGUUCUUUGGAAGAAGCUACGAAGAACUCUCACCAGAUGACCUGCAGAGAUUCAUUGUCUGGUGUUUUUUCGAUGGGAGAAAGUUCCAUCAGCUCGUAGAAGAAGAGGAGGAACAGCUUGAUACAUUUUUGGUGGAUGCCCUUGACAGAGCAGAUCGAGAGCUGAGAGUCAAGGCGACCAUGAAGACAAUUGCUGACCAAAACUACUCCCUGCGGAGAGCGUCGUCGUCAAGUAAGACUAACAGUCAACCACUGGUGGAACAACAAAGGAUCAGCAACAACCAGGAGAGCGAAUUUCGUGUUGGUCGAAAACAAAAGCGCGUGGUCCUAUUUAACAAAGCUCAUUUGGAACAUAACCACCGGCAAAAACGCAGAUCAAGUUCAACGUCGUCUACGUCGGGUCUUUCGGAUGAUGCUUCCAUUUCUUGUCACCUGCUGUCUGAGGAACAUGAUCAAGACCUUGAAAGUGCCAAUCUCUCGGUUGAGCCUCGUCUCACACCGGGGCCAAAAGGCAGGCCGGCAGAACAUCCAAAGCCACAAAAAAGACCAAGAAAAGUUCGAUUCAGCCCUAUGCCAUCAAGAGAUACUCUAAGAGCCAGCAUGGUGAGGACAAGCGGUACACUCAGGCGCAGCAUUGUGCGGACAAGAGAUACCCUCAGAGCCAGUGUCUUGCAGACUCGAGACACCCUCAAGGCUGGAGUUUUGCAUACGAGGGACACACUCCGAGCCAGUGUUGCACGUACUGUAAAUCUGGUCUUUCAGCCCUUUGGGCGUCCCACAGCGGAUCCUCUGCUUGGCAUUCACAUUGCUCCACUCUAUGUGCAUAUUCCAGCUGUGCUAACCACAGAAAUUGGUACUCCUCUUAUUCUGUGGUCUCUUGGUUUCAGGAAGCAUCGAGUUGGUCAAAUGACAUAUUAUUAUCGGCAGGGUACAGGGAAGACCAAUGAAACUACUCCCUUGGUCUUCAUUCAUGGGAUUGGAAUAGGGCCAAUUGCCUAUCUGCCGCUGUUGCUUCAGGUUUUGAAGUCAGACAACAGCAGACCCUUGCUUCUUCCUGAGAUUUCAUCAGUCACUGCCUUUAGACCCUGGGUCAUGCCCAAAGACUGCCUUUCCUCUAACGAGGUGGCAGCUAACAUGUCCACCAUGCUGCAUAACCAUGGGUUUUCAAAGGCAACAUUUGCUGGACACAGUUUUGGUACAUUCUGGAUGAGCUACACUGUAAAGUAUGCGCCUCAUUUGGUGGCUGGGUUGGUGUUUCUUGACCCAGUUUGCUUUUGUCUCUAUGACAGCCUCUUGACCAAAAGAACCGUGUACAAUCCACCAGAUACUUCAGAUGUUGCUUCCCUGGUGAAGACAGACAUGAUGGUGAAUUGGUCUAUUCAGCGCAACUUCAGUUGGGUUGAGGCAAACCUUUUCGUUGAGGACAUUCCAGAGAGCAUAUCUGUGGCCUUCUUUUUGAGUGGGGAUGACACUGUUGCUCCAUCCAAGGUUCAAGAGGCGUACUUAAGAGGGCAAAGAGAUUGUGAAGUCUAUGAUCUAGAUGAGACAGCCAACGCAAACGUUUUCAAGAGGAGGUUCACUGUCGUGUCAUUUCGAGGUUAUGAUCAUGGCCUGUGGCUACUGAAUCCCCUCAAAACCAUUCCUCCAGUUGUGGAAGCCAUGGAACGGUUCUCGUAGGAUGUCCACGACUUUGACCGACAUGUCCGCGCCGGUAGGUUCAGAAUCAAUGAACGAAACAGACAUAUGCAUGGCUUUGUGGCACGACUUUGGCGGAAAUGUUUCAUUUCCCUGGUCACGCCAAAACUAAAGAAUCGAGGUCUGCAUUAUGAGAAGCAACAAUCAACGAAGGAACUCAGCUGCCUUGGGCGGAUGCUACUGAUGCACUGGGGUUGAAGAAGAGAAUCGAAUAGACUGCAUGGGCGCAGCGACGUUGUGAGAGAAGGAUCAGUGUUGGUGUCGUGGCAUGGCCGUUCGGGAUGAGUGAUACAUACACUAAUUCCCAUGGGCCAUGCCAGAACUAAAGAAUCGACCCAACCAGGCUUUUUCUCCACGAUGCAUGCUAGGUACCAUGACUGCUAGCUAGCUAGACUAUAAACAAUGAGGAACUCAAGCAGAGGCGAGAUGCGGAUACUGAACGCCAUCCGUCUAUAGCUGCUCGAAUGUAAUCGACCUGGUGCCGAGUUUCGGAUGUCUUAUCCUGCCUUGCUCGAUGAAUGUAGGAGCGUUGGAC
Messenger RNA from Seminavis robusta, 3314 nucleotides. Lineage: Eukaryota; Bacillariophyta; Bacillariophyceae; Naviculales; Naviculaceae. The record is from the annotation of a GenBank genome assembly.